Diaporthe batatas is the source of this 2994-nucleotide messenger RNA. RefSeq lists its product as uncharacterized. NCBI's taxonomy places the organism in Eukaryota, Fungi, Ascomycota, Sordariomycetes, Diaporthales, Diaporthaceae. The record is from RefSeq and is a predicted model, not a curated record. Gene Ontology annotation, biological process: regulation of transcription by RNA polymerase II. Gene Ontology annotation, molecular function: zinc ion binding; DNA-binding transcription factor activity, RNA polymerase II-specific. The transcript is spliced from 2 exons. The coding region runs from base 269 to 2140 and encodes 623 amino acids.
CGCUGUCAUCCCUGACGACUGCACAUCCGGCUCUGAAAAACAUUGUUGUUACUGCCAUGAAACUAUUCCUCCUCCUACCCGCUUCUCGUCGAGGAAGAUAGGACGGCAUGCUCCGAGGCAGUUCCUCGGGAUUUGUCCACCCACUCACUCUACUGUUUCCGAGCAGCGAGCGGAAUACAGUGUAACCAACAGUCGCCUUGAGACCGGCCGUCGGAGGUGGUCCCCCCCCCACUCCCAAGCCCAAGCUCAUCCCUCCCUCGCUGCCUUGAUGAGCCAGAUGCCGACUCCGCCCCCGAUCUCAGACUCGUCCAGCGGCCUGAGGUUCAGAGCCGUCAACGACCCGACACACGAGCGACGCCCAGAAAACCCGGGGCCCGACCCGGCGGCGGCGUUGGGAGGCGUUACGAUGAGAGGAGGCCAGGCUCACGGCGGCCCCGGACACAGGGCCGAUGGCCCUGGUCCCGAGCUCACGCGCCGCGCCGUAGGGCCUCGGCUCUACCACAAGAAGUCGAGGAUGGGCUGUCUCAGAUGCAAGGCCCGCCGAGUAAAGUGCGAUGAAGCACGCCCCGUAUGUAGCGGCUGUAGCCGUCACCUGGUGGAGUGUGUGUACCCGUCGCGCGGAGCUCCCUCCCAGGGCGGCGCUCGCCAGGACGCCGGCGCCGGUAUCAGUCUUCGCGUGACCCGAGCCGAGUCGUCCUCCGGACAUAGUGACCCCGGAGUCUCGCCGAUCCCAUCGUCAUCAGCCUCCGCAUAUCCCGCUUCCGAAUCCUGGGCCGGUCGCACCCCAGGCCCGGAGGCGCACCCCAGGCCCGUCCCCGUCGAGCCCGGGGGCUUCUCGCCCAUGACCCCCGGCUAUACGCCGUACCCGGGCUGCCGAGGUCUCUCGCCAUCCCAUAUCGCCGCCGCCGCCACUGCCCUGCCCCCGAUGUCGAGCCGGGCCCCGUCUGUCGUCAGCAACAGUUCGUCAUCGCAAACCGGCAGCGUCGUCCGGGAGGCCAACGACUACCUGUCGCACCUGACCAACCCAGAAAUCCUCGACAUCCCCGAGUCCAAGGAGAGGCGCAUCUGGGAGCUGCGGCUGUUGCACAACUACAUGAUCAACUCGGCACAGGCGGCCGCCGGCAGCAGGGCAGAGCGGCCCCACGGCCCGCACCCACGGCCGUCGGAGGGAGUAACGCCCCAGGACAGCAGCAGCGAGGCGGCGGCGGCGGCGGCGGCGGCGGACGAGGCUGGGCUCGGGGACGCUGGCGCGGCGUUCGGGCAGGGGUCGUUCCUGUGGGGGCUCGAGAUCCCCCUGCUGGCGUUCGAGGACGACGCGAUACUGUAUGCGAUGCUGGCGUCGAGCGCGCUCAACAUGUGGACCAAGAGUGGCGACGCGCGCGAGCGGGACGAGCUGCGAAUGUGCCAGCAGAAGUACCUGUCGAUGGCCCUGCGAGAGCAGCGCCAGGCCGUGGGGAGCCUCAGCCGCGACAACGCCGACACCGUGUGCAUGUCCUCGCUGAUCAUCCUGCAGAACUCGUUCGCGCUCGUGCAGACGCUGCCCGUGAGGCCGUGGCAGCCGCCGCUCGAGUGGCUGCGCAUGGGGAAGGGCGCCGGCUCCGUGCUGACGGUGGCGAGGGGCUACCUCGGGCCCCUUGGCGGCGGUGGUGAAGGAGGAGGAGGGGACAAGACGACGCGGUUCCUCAGCAGCAUGCCCCGCAUGGACCCGGACGAGAUGUUCACGGCGGCGAACCGCGCGCACCUGACGUGGCUGCUGGACAACGACGGCGGGGCAUCCGACGGCGUGGGCGGGGACCACGAGCUGCAGGACAAGGUGACGCUGGGCGUCUACAACCGCGUGCUCAGCUACAUCGGCACCGUCCAGAAGGCCAUCGCCGACCGCGAGCCGCUGUACGCCGUCUGCCGGCGCUUCAUCGGCUUCGCCGUGUGGAUGCCCGAGGUGUACCAUGACUUCCUGACCCAGCGCCGGCCGCGGGCCCUCGUCACGCUGGCGCACUUCUUCAAGCUGUGGAUCCCUUACGAGGACCUGUGGCUGAUCGGCAAGACCGGCGAGAACCAGGUCCGCGGCAUACAAGAGGCCCUGCCCAUCCGGUGGAGGCACAAGGUCGACGGCAUCUUUGAGGAGUAUCGCAUAGUCUGAGUCGUGUGUGGGAGAUAAGGGGCGCGGAAGAGUUGGGACGGCUUCACAGCCUCGUCCGGUCACGCAUGAGGAAUAACACGUCUGCAGCCGAACAAGACAGCCGCCCACGGGUGGCGAUGUUAUUGAUUUGCUAAUAAUACAGGACAGCCCUAGGCAUAUAUCCCAGCUGGGACCUACCCAAGUAUCCUAGGUACGCUCGAGAAGCCAUCGGCUACGCCGGUUGGGAUACACAAAAGGACAGCGAUGAAGGACCGACGAGGAGACGACAGCAACGCGGCGUCAACCGGCUGUCGCUAGACUCUCACCAAUACAGAAGACACCAUAUGAUGGUAGUCACUAAACGCACGGCAACCCAGUCAUGGAUGAAUACUGGGCUAUUACUUUGCCAGCCACAUUUUAGGCCGAGCGCACUUGACGGCCAACAGAAAGUGUAGCAACUCUUAUUGCUGGGGGGAGGAACAGUGUAUUGAAGAGUAUGGUGAGUGUGUGAAACCGUGCGAGGGUGGGCCCGCCUGCGGAACAAGGUUUCAAUUCGAGGCACCUCACGAAUGUGAUUUGAGACAAGGCGUUUGGGGGUCAUUAUACCCGGAGUCUACCAGCAUGAGGGCCACGGCGGCCCAAGUCAGCACAUGUCAAAACAAAGAGGUGUAUGUAUGAAGGCACGCAGUGUACGGGACAAGAGAGAGAGAAAGAGAUAGUCAGACUCAGUAAUGUUUGGCAUCAACAGACCGUGUCACGGGUCAUCAGUUAAGCCAUGCAAAAUUGGUUGAAUCAUCAUGUGGUGGGCACAGACAGGAAUGAAAGCUUGUGUCGCAGCACUUGACAACUAACCUUUUGUUUGCGCGGACCGCACC